Emericellopsis cladophorae is the source of this 840-nucleotide messenger RNA. Its product is annotated as Signal recognition particle SEC65 subunit-like protein. Gene Ontology annotation, cellular component: signal recognition particle, endoplasmic reticulum targeting. The record is from RefSeq and is a predicted model, not a curated record. NCBI's taxonomy places the organism in Eukaryota, Fungi, Ascomycota, Sordariomycetes, Hypocreales, Bionectriaceae. The transcript has a single exon. Gene Ontology annotation, biological process: SRP-dependent cotranslational protein targeting to membrane, signal sequence recognition; SRP-dependent cotranslational protein targeting to membrane. Gene Ontology annotation, molecular function: 7S RNA binding. The coding region runs from base 1 to 840 and encodes 279 amino acids.
AUGUCGCACCAUCCUCGCGUUGAGGAGGUCUCCGACUCGGACGAGGACAGCCGCUCCCUCUCAGACCCUUCCGAAGUCGACAUUGACGACUUUGCCGACAGCGACAUCAUCCGUCAGCGCCAACCCCAAGCUGCCCCGGCUCCUCCACGCAACGCCGCCGUCCCUGCGCCCGCCAACACCCAGCAACCCACCAGCCUCCCCCGUUCCGCCGACCGCGCUCAGUACGCCUCCUUUCAAUGCCUCUACCCCGUCUACUUUGACGCCGCACGCACCCGCGCCGAGGGACGACGCGUCGGCAAGGCGCUCGCUGUCAAGGACCCGCUGGCCCGCGAGAUUGCCAACGCGUGCUCGAAACUACGCCUCCCGACCCUCCUCGAGCCGGACAAGACGCACCCCAGGGACUGGGCGAACCCGGGCCGCGUCAAGGUUGGGCUGAAAAAGGCAGGCGCCGGCACCGACGUCACCAACAAACACCAUCUGUACCUCCUCAUCGCGCAGCACCUGAGGGAGAACCCGACGGACGACGACUCAAUCGGCCUCCGCGUCCGCAUGGGCGGUCAGCUGCAGCCCGAGCAGGGCAAGCCGUACCCCAGGCCCGCGGUGCCACGCGGCUGGAAGAUGGGCGAGCUGCUGCCCUACACGAGCGCGGCGAUGACGGGCGGGGGCGUCUCGGAGAAUCUGUUCAAGGACAUGAUGAGUGAGAUGCAGGGCGGAGGCAACCCCAUGGCCGCCCUCAUGGGAGGCGCAGCGGGAGGCGGCGGCGGCAGUGGGAAUGCGAGCGGCGCGGACGAGGGCGGUGGGAAGAAGAAGGACAAGAAGAAGAAGAAGGGGAAAGCGUAG